AUGGCCGAGCUGUUUGAUAUAACAGAGACGUACCUCAAGUUUCUAGAGGAAGAUAAAGACAUGACGAUGCCAAUCGCGGCCAUUGAGUCCCUCGUCACCAUGUUGCGGUACAAGCAGCCGUCGACCUCGUCCGAGUUGAUCAACCUAGUUUCCAAAAACAUAGACGUUCUCAAAUCGUCGAUACCGAACAACAUCUCCCUCUCGGCAGGAUGCGACUUGUUCAUGAGAUUCAUCUUGAGAAACACGAAUAUAUACGGCGACUGGGAGUCAUUUUCCAAAAACUUGAUUGAGAAUGGAGAAUUGUUUGUCCAGCGAGCCAAAGUCUCGAGAGACAAACUGGCCGAGUUUGGAGUCUCCUUCAUCAAAGACGACGAUAUCAUCUUGGUCCACAGCUACUCGCGUGUUGUGUUUAAAUUGCUCCUCAAAGCGAAACAAGAGCACCUCACGCGGUUCAAAGUGUUGGUGACGGAGCUGAGACCAACGGAAAACGGCUACCUAAUGGCCCAGAAGUUGAAGGAUGCGGGGAUUCCCUGUGAGGUGAUUGUCGAUAACGCUGUUGGGUACGUUCUACACAAGGUGGACAAGAUUUUCGUGGGCGCUGAAGGUGUGGCGGAAAGCGGUGGCAUCAUUAACCACAUUGGAACAUACCAGAUCGGGUGCCUAGCCAAGGUCAACAACAAACCGUUUUAUGUUAUAACGGAGUCGCAUAAAUUCGUGAGGUUGUUCCCCUUGGCGCCAAACGACCUACCAAAUAUGAACUACAUUGCCACGUUAGGCGAAAAGGAAGCCGAGUUUGGCGAGUACUUUAAGCAGCACAGCGAGCAAUUGCUAGAUAGCAACCACUUUGUCGAUUUCACUCCUCAUGAGUACAUUACCGCGUUGGUUACAGACUUGGGUGUGUUGACACCGUCGGCCGUGAGUGAGGAGUUGAUCAAGAUUUGGUACGAUUAG
Messenger RNA from Lodderomyces beijingensis, 951 nucleotides. The record is from the annotation of a GenBank genome assembly. NCBI's taxonomy places the organism in Eukaryota, Fungi, Ascomycota, Pichiomycetes, Serinales, Debaryomycetaceae.